GUUGUCAUGUGGUUGUCAUUCUCAGUGUCAGUUUUGUAAUGGUUUUGCAUCAUGGAAAAGUCUUAAGAGAUCAGCUAAAUAUGCACCAAGAGACAGUAAUUUCCUUGGUUGAAAAAUAUCGAAGUAUAAUUGAAAACAGAAAGACUAACUUGGUAUUUAACAGGCAGAAAAAUGAGUGUUGGGAGAAGCUUGCCUGGGUAUUCCAUUCAAACAACUGUCAGAACUGGCCAACAACUAAAAAGCAAAAUAAUCUAAAUCUGAAGACAAGGUGAAUUUGUUAGUGGGGUAUCUAUUUCUCGAACUACUACAUCUGAUGAAAAAGUUUGAAUCCCUUUAGUUAUAUUAAAUAAGAGUAUAUGAAGUAUUUAUCACUAAAUUGAAUUACUAUUUCGGUUCCCAUGAAGAUAAAUACAAGUGCCG
Acanthoscelides obtectus is the source of this 420-nucleotide messenger RNA. NCBI's taxonomy places the organism in Eukaryota, Metazoa, Arthropoda, Insecta, Coleoptera, Chrysomelidae. The record is from the annotation of a GenBank genome assembly.